Salarias fasciatus (jewelled blenny) is the source of this 2808-nucleotide messenger RNA. RefSeq names its product solute carrier family 22 member 23 (gene slc22a23b). Lineage: Eukaryota; Metazoa; Chordata; Actinopteri; Blenniiformes; Blenniidae. Gene Ontology annotation, molecular function: transmembrane transporter activity. The transcript is spliced from 10 exons. Gene Ontology annotation, cellular component: membrane. The record is from RefSeq and is a predicted model, not a curated record. Gene Ontology annotation, biological process: transmembrane transport. Bases 239 to 2146 code for a protein of 635 amino acids.
CGCAGCCGCCGCUCCGCUCGGACUUCCCCCGGUCGCUUCCAGCACCCUCGUCGCUAUGAGGUGCCUCUGCACGCCUGCACGGAGCUGAGACCCCCUUUUUUUCAGGGGCGGGGGGGAGUUUUUGUCGCCCGCUCACGGGAUUUAUCUGCGCUGUGGGGUUUUUCUUUGUGUCCACGGGGCUUAACGCGCGGAGGGCUUUGCGUGCGCACAGCUGCUGUCUUUGUGGUCGGGGGGCGUGAUGGCAGCCGGCCGGCCGGACGCGCAGGACCACCACCCGCCCGAGAACGGCUUCACCCCGCUGGAGCACCCGGCACCCCGGCUGCUGCCGCACAUCGACGGCUCCGUGCUGCCGUCUCUGGGGGGCUUCGGGAGGCACCAGAAGCAGCUCGUGGUCCUGACCUGGAUACCGGCUUUGUUCAUCGGCUUUAGCCAGUUUUCGGAUUAUUUCCUCUUGGCGCAACCCAAUGGCACGUGCGUGCAACCUCAGGGCAACGACAGCGCAAACUGGACCGCGGGAGCCCCGCCGGUUCCGGCGGCCACCAGCGGCGCGCCCGCGCUGCUGUUCCGAGGCAACGGCACCGGCGACGGGGGCGCGCUGCUGUGCGCCUGCAAGGAGCGCACACUGGAGCUGGAGACGGGACUCAGUCAGAAUGUAGUUACCAAGUGGAACCUGGUCUGCGAGUCGGCCUGGAAGGUUCACAUUGCCAAGUUCUCCCUGCUGGUGGGCUCCAUAUUUGGCUACCUGGUGAUGGGUGUCAUGGCUGACUGGUUCGGCCGACACCUGGUGUUGAUCCUGUCGGUGCUUUUCAUGCUGGUGUUUGGUCUGAGCGUCGCCUUCUCUGUAAAUGUCACCAUGUUCAGCACCUUGCGCUUCUUUGAGGGUUUCUGCUUGGCGGGCCUCGCUCUCUCCCUCUACGUGCUCAGGAUCGAGCUUUGUUUGCCGGGCUGGCGCUUCUCCAUGACCAUGGUGGCCAGUUUUCUGAUGGUGGGCGGGCAGCUGCUCAUGCCAGGGGUGGCCGCUCUGUGCCGCAAUUGGCCGGACCGGGACGACUGGCAGGUCCUGCAGAUCGUCAUAAUCAGCCCCUUCGUUCUGAUGCUGCCCUACGUCUGGAUUUUUCCUGAAUCGCUGCGCUGGUUGCUGGCCACCCAGCACUACAAGCGGUCCAAAGCCAUGAUGCUGCGCAUCGCCAGGAAGAACCAGGUGGAAAUGACCACCGAGCCCAGCGGCGUCCUCACGGAGUUGGAGCAGGAGCUGCACAGGAAACCCCAGAGGACCUGCAUUGUCAAGAUGAUGAGCACCAGGAACCUGUGGAAAAACAUUGUGGUGCUGUGUGUCAACUCUCUGACAGGUUACGGGAUCCACCACUGCUUCUCCCGCAGCAUGAUGGACCCCGAGGCCCAGCCCACCGCCCUGUGCCACGCCGACUACUACACCAUGGCCGGCAUCGCCGUGGCGACCUGUCUGGCCCUCUGCCCCGCGGUGGGGCUGAUGGGCCGGCGCGGAGGGCUGCUCACCUUCAUGAUCAUCACGGCUCUGGCCUCUCUCCUGCAGCUGGGCUUACUUAACCUGAUUGGAAAGUACAGCCUUCGCCACGACAUAGUUCUGAGAGACACGCUGAACAGGAAGUUCUCGGUGGCGUUCUCCAUCAUCGGCAUGUUCUCCUCUCACGCCGUCAGCACCCUCAGCAUCUUCUUCUGCGCCGAAAUCACUCCAACUGUCAUCAGAGGCGGGGGGUUGGGCCUGGUGCUGGCCAGCGCCGGCUUCGGCAUGCUUACCGCCCCCAUCAUGGAGCUCCACAACCAGAAGGGCUAUUUCCUGCACCACGUGAUCUUCGCCUGCUGCACGCUGCUGUGCAUCAUCUGCCUGCUGCUGCUGCCCGAGCCGCGGGGGCAGCCGCUGCCCGAGAGCAUCGCCGACGGGGAGACCUUCACCCGCCGGACCCUCCUCCACCCGGGCGAGCAGCACCUCCUGCUGGCCAAGACUGACAGGGACUACUCCCGCGUCCACGACACGCCGCUGCACCUCACGGCCACCGGGGGCGCCACAGUGGCCGCGGCCACCGCUCUGGCAGCGGUGCCCGCCUCCUACGCGCUCGCCACCGGAGGGGAGGUGAUCGGAAACUGCGCCAUAGCCAACGGGGUGUGAAGGCCGUGGCGUCGGUGCGAGUCCUGACUGAACUGACCGGUCAUUAAACAUGUGAGGAAAAUCCUUCAAAGGGAAAAACAAUGAACUCUUGUAACGGUCCGAGGUGGUGAUAGUGAGUCUGUGUAAUUUGUAGUGACGAUGAUUCAUUCAGGAGUUGCCAAAAAAUUACCGUACUAGACAACAAUUAUCUGAGGUCGGUGUGUGUUUCAUAAUCUCUUCAGUGGUGUUGGUGAUUUUCUCGUUGCCGUCUGAGACGGACGUGGCCGAGAGAAGAGGCAAAACGUGGACUAACUUUGAAUAACGUGUGCGACGUGGGGUUUCUCUUUGUAGUUUGGACUUUUUGAAACUGGAUUUCACCGGAUUCUUUAUGAGUUGUUUUGCACUAAAUGUCAGAGACACAAUCAAAGUGUUCAGUGAUUUUUUUCAGCCAACACAUCGGAAAUCCAGGGACCGGCUAAACCACUACCACUCUUUUUAUUGCAUGAAAGGGCACAAACGGUUUGUUUCUUCUUCGUCUGUGGUCUCUCUAUUCGAAGUCCAAUGUGGCACUUUACCCUCAGAGGGGAGGACAGUGUAGACCUUGAUUUUUUUUCCAUUUAACCCUUAGAUGCAUAAGUGAUGGCACCCGACACUCGUCCAAUGGCGAGCCAGACAUUUCCCUC